AUGGCACCCGAAACUUCAAUCGAGUCCGUUGAUGCUGCGCUUUUGUGUAUUGACCCUGUUACGCUAUCGUGUGAAGAACCAAAUUUCAAAUGGAUCGUUCGCGAACACAUCAUCUGUUUACUAUGUGAGUAUGAACAUUUAGUUCCGUCAGUUGACAUAUUCACAUAUAACGACGGCAGAACCGUUAACCUUCUCAAUGUAAAUGGAUUCCUCCAAGUAUCUGAAUGCGCUUCACGGAUCCCUCUUACUAUUUGGAUCCAUCAAAACUACCCUAAUUCACCGCCUUCAGUUGUUCUCCCGCAGACUCAUGGUCUUCACCCUUUCGUUGACUGCACCGGUGUUGUUACCUCCGAGUAUCUUACCACUUGGACGUAUCCUCGGUCAAAUCUCUUGGACCUUGUUCGUAACCUUGUGUACCUGAUUGCUCACCACGAAGCUUUCUUCUCAAGUUCACAUUUACUUUUCUCCAAUUCCAGUGAUCCUAUAAAAUUAGAGAUCCUUGAGCAUCUCGUGGCAAUGCUUCAGUCUGACGUAACGGAGUUGCAAUCGAAAACAGAGGAAGACAUAGAAGCAUUAUCAGGCUUGCAAGAGGAACUUGUUGAUAGAGCUGAUAUUGCAACUUCGAUAAUACUAGGAAUUGAAAACGAAAGAACUAGUUUGAAACAAAGGGUGUUGGAGAUGACAGAAGAGGCCGAUAUGAUGGCGCAAUGGUUAAGAGUUUGUGAUCCUAAGUCCACUGGAAAUAAAAUUGAGGCAGCAUUUGAAGUUGAAGACAUGGAAUCGAAGUAUGUCUUGGAAAGUCUAGCAGGAGAGGAGGCGAUAGAGGAUGUUGUGUAUGCAUUGGACAAGGCAAUUGUGGAAGGAGUAAUAUCUCUUGCGGACUAUCUUAAGCAGGUUAGAAUUUUGUCAAGGGAACAGUUCUUUUAUAAGGCCAUGUUGGUGAACUUAAGAAGCUCAAAUACGUUCCAAAUAUGUGCUGAAGAUUUUCCAUGGUUACGUGAGCGAUUCGAUAAUAUAUGUGUUAGUUAAUUAAAGACUAAUUAAUUAUUUCUUAA
Papaver somniferum (opium poppy) is the source of this 1055-nucleotide messenger RNA. RefSeq names its product protein ELC-like. Gene Ontology annotation, biological process: protein transport; protein modification process; endosome to lysosome transport. The record is from RefSeq and is a predicted model, not a curated record. Gene Ontology annotation, molecular function: ubiquitin binding. Lineage: Eukaryota; Viridiplantae; Streptophyta; Magnoliopsida; Ranunculales; Papaveraceae. Bases 1 to 1029 code for a protein of 342 amino acids. Gene Ontology annotation, cellular component: ESCRT I complex. The transcript has a single exon.